Hydra vulgaris (swiftwater hydra) is the source of this 1375-nucleotide messenger RNA. Lineage: Eukaryota; Metazoa; Cnidaria; Hydrozoa; Anthoathecata; Hydridae. The record is from RefSeq and is a predicted model, not a curated record.
CCUAUAUUAAAGGAGCAUUUAAUUAAAUUAAGGGAAAGUUAUUCCAAGGUUUCGUAUCUUUCCCCAAAAAUUCAAAAUGAAUUUAUCAGUUGUCUGGCAAGUCACGUAAAAGACAAACUUAUUGAAGAAAUAAAAUCCGCGCGAUAUUUUGGCAUGAUGUUUGAUAGCACUCCUGAUAUAUCUCACGUGGAUCAAAUGUCUGAGGUGAUCAGGUAUAUUAAAAUUGAAAAUAAAAAGGUAGAAAUAAAAGAGGCAUUUUUAGGAUUUUUUCCAUUAAAAGGAAAAAAGGCUCUGAAAAUAAGUACUGAAAUACUUAAACAAUUAGAAUCUGAUGAGUUAGAUAUAAUGAUGUGCCGCUCCCAGGGAUAUGAUAAUGCUGCUACAGUAGCUGGAAUCCACGGAGGUGUACAGAAAGUUAUUUCUGAUAAAAGUAAUAAGGCAAUUUUUAAUGGAUGUAUUGAUCAUUCCCUAAAUUUAUGUGUUCAGCAUUCUUUUGCAGUAAAUGCAUCUUGCGUUACAUUUUUUGGAACAAUUGAUGCAAUUUAUUCAUUUUUUGCUGCUUCUACGCAUAGGUGGGAAGUGUUAAUAAAGCAUACCAAUAUAUUAGUGAAAAGAUUGUCGACCACGCGUUGGAGUGUGGAGUGCACAUUAAAACGCCGUAGGCAACUAAAUAAAGCACUUUGUGUAUCAAAAGAACACGAUAUUCCAAUUGAGAGAAGAAUAAGAUUGAGAAAGAAGAUGGCGGGAGAAUUGGUAUGUGAUACUAAACUCACAAUAGAAGAAGAAAAUAAAAGAACUAUGUAUGAAUGUAUUGAUCGUCUAAAGGUUGAACUUCAAGCAAGAUAAAAACCAUUAAAAACUAUUUUAGAUACGUUUGAAUGUGUCCAAGCUAAAUUUUUAGUUUCUGAACAUAAUAAUGAAGAAGACUUGACGUUAUCUAUUAAAAAUUUAACUUCAUUUUAUGAUGAAAUAUCCCAUGAUGAACUAAUUUUGGAAAUUCCACGACUCAAGCAACAUCUUAAAGCAGCAGGAAUUAAUUUGGAAGUAGUUAAAAAUUGGACAGCUUUAGAUAUUUUGACUUUCAUCACAGAAUGGGACUUCACAGAAACGCUUCCAGUGCUUUCUCUUACCUUAAGAUUAUUCUUAACUAUUUGCGUGUCCGUUGCACCAUGGGAAAGGAGCUUUUCAAAAUUAAAACUGAUAAAAAAUUAUUUACGAUCAACUAUGGGCCAAUCAAGACUUUCUGAUCUUGCAAUAUUAUAUAUAGAGAGUGAGUUUGUCAAAAGCAUUGACUUUGAUAACGUAAUUGAUAAAUUUGCAAGUUUAAAAGUAAGAAAAGGAACAUUUUAAAGGUUAAGUGUUAUGAAAAUUUAGG